Molecule: messenger RNA, 885 nt
Organism: Actinia tenebrosa (Australian red waratah sea anemone)
Lineage: Eukaryota; Metazoa; Cnidaria; Anthozoa; Actiniaria; Actiniidae
Product: putative sodium-coupled neutral amino acid transporter 12
Source: RefSeq, a predicted model, not a curated record
GUCUUGUGACUUGGUCAUUUGUCAUGGACGAUCGCAUCUUUGUAAGCUUAUAUAUUUUCUCAAUCAUAAAGUUUUGAUUCCUCGAGAACAGUUCGAUUUGUGAAAGAAAAGUCGUAAUGGCUGCCGUCACAGAAACUGGAGAGCUGUAUUCAUCUCCGGUUGCUUUCAUUUACAUCUUCAAUCUUAUUAUUGGGGUUGGAGCUCUAACGAUGCCCAAAGCUUUCGCAGGUGCUGGAUGGCUUGUUUCGUUGGUUUUGAUAGGAUUAUUAGCAUUUAUGAGCUUUGUUACAGCAACAUUCAUGGUAGAGGCAAUGGCUGCAGCUAAUGCACUGCUGAGAAUAAAAGCCAAGGAGAAACUGGAACAACAAGGAGUUGUCAAUAGGUAUACAGAGGCUGAGCAAGCUGAUGGUAGUCAUAGUGAGAAUGUUGAGGAUUUUGACAGCUUAGAUGGAGAAAAGGAGCCAUUAAUUGACUUUUCAAAAGAUAAACCUGAACAGCACCUCUAUGAAAUUACAACAAGAGUUGAAAUGGGACAAAUGGCAAAGAUGUUUUACAGUAAAAAUGGUCUGAGGUUGUUCUAUUUGUGCAUUGGUCUCUAUCUUUAUGGUGACUUAGCCAUUUAUGCUGCCGCAGUGCCCAAGUCUCUGACCUUAGUUUCUUGCAUAAUGCCUCAUUCUGAUUCACACCAAACAAUGAACCAGUCCCAUGUAGGUAACAUCUCUAAAUCCAAUAAAACUGAUGAUGAGUGCUGGGGUCAGAUUACUAAAGGCAAUGUCUAUAGGAUAUAUUUGUUGAUCUUCACCGUCACUCUUGGCCCAUUUACGUUCUUUAACCUACAAAAAACCAAGUACCUUCAGAUAAUAACAACAUUCAUGAGGUGGUUAG